Molecule: messenger RNA, 2215 nt
Organism: Patella vulgata (common limpet)
Lineage: Eukaryota; Metazoa; Mollusca; Gastropoda; Patellidae
Exons: 12
Coding region: 115-1932 (605 amino acids)
Source: RefSeq, a predicted model, not a curated record
GCUUUCAGAUAUCACACUUUAAGAAAUCAAGAGAAACACCACUUUCCACUCAGAGCAAAAAAUAACCCAGUUGCAGCCAUAAGGGGCGCACAUAAAUAUUUGGUUCCCUGUUUUAUGACAACCAGGAUUAGUCAUAAAAAUGGCUUUGUGCUAAAUGGACCCGCAAAACCAGAAAUUCCUAAUACCUAUUCGGUACACAUAGAAUGCAUCAUUAUUAAUAAAAACCAGUCUACGGAGAUAGAAGAAUUUUUUGAUUAUGAUGGAAACCGCGGUACUGUACAUCAACGACAGAGUGGUAUAGACUUCUAUGCUUAUUACGAUUAUGAUUCAACUGAAUUUAUUGGUGUAUUUCCUGCAACUAACGACUGCACGGUCACUGAUUUGAGUAAGAGCGGUGAACGGUUUUUGUUUGGUUAUAACCAGGGUGCUGCAGGUGGACAUAUAUUUACAUCUGCUGGAGCGUUACAUUUUGGUGCGAAUGCACAAGAAAGGUAUAUUGGUACUGAUGUAAUACGAGGGAUCAACGUUAGAGCGUGGUAUUCCUGUGAACAUUGGGAUAAUAUGGAUGCGACCAUGGAUGUUUAUUGGUAUUUUUCAAAUCCUGACAGUUGGGAUAUGGCUGUAGGUUUACCCGAGAUUCCAAUACGUGCCUAUGUUAAAGGCAUUGCUUAUAGUCAAGAUGAUAUAAAUGGGUCACACGUGUUUGAACAUAUUUAUGAUUUUAUUCACUUCAAAAAUUACAUAUCUGAUAAUACUAUUUUUGAGACACCUAGUAUGGUUGUUUGUCCUGGUAGAAAAAACACUUUAGAUUUCCCAGACUUACCCAACAGCUUCUCUUUUACUAUAGAAAUGAUUGAUUCUGUGCGACAAUCUGUUACAUUUAUGACCGAAUCCUACGAUUUUAAGAGUAAUGUAACAAAAUUUGAGUAUAAACCUACAGAAUUAACAGAUUCUAAAUAUGGCUUUAAUCCUCUCACAGAAAUACAUGAUUUUAAUACUGGUGUCGCUUAUAUCAUUGAUAAUAUGAUAGGAAAUUGUUCUAUGGUACCCAUUGAGCAGGGAGAUUUUGAUGAUACAACAGUUAAUGCCCAUACUGUAAGAAUGAGAACAGCUAAGGAAUUCUUCUCAACAGAUAAUACGGUUGUGACCUAUGAGGGAAGAAAAACAGCUAGAAAUCUGGAAUGUGACACUUGGAUUGGGGAACGCUCGUCCAGUCCAUCAGGAAUCAAGUCAAAUACUACAUGGGAAUGGUACUUUCAAACGGAUGCAUGGUCAUCAGUGGAACAAACAGAUGAAACUACUAAUCCAGGUGGUACACCAAUACAGAUGAGGUUGAAAGUUCCAGAUCUUGGAAUGGAAUAUUCAUACAACAUAUAUGGCUUUUCUAAAGCGACACAGGAUCUCAAGACCUAUGAUAUAAGUGCUUGUUAUAUAAAUGGUAAAAGAAGACGUUUUGAUUUCCAAGUAUCAUCCAGCUUUAAAACUAAUGUAGAUCAGAAUAGACAGAUUUUUAUAUACAGUACAUUGAUGUCUUUAUCUGGCUUUAUGGACGUGUCUCCACUCAGGGUUGCUAAUUUACAGCUAAGUUUUCAAGAUGAUAUACAUCUGCGGUUUGAUCUGUUAGAUGUGGCUCCAUCGUUUGGUGAUGUAGCGAAUUUAAAGCAAGAGACCACAUUAAAUGCAGCAGCUGAUAUAUUAACUAAAGCAAUCAAUAACAACGAGUUUGUCAUAUUAUUGUUCGCUUAUAAUACGAUAACACCAAUCACAGUAAUGAGUGGAUCUAUAGUAGAGUAUGACUAUGAUACACAUUUCUCUAAUAUCAAAUCCAGUACAGCCAAAUAUUCGGCUGGUUCUAUGGCAGGUUUAGCAGUUGGUAUGAUGAUAACAGGUGGAGCUGUCGGCGCUGGUGUAGCUUUUAAAUUAUUCAAAUAAAUCAAGUCAAAGGAACAUAUAUAUAUCAACUGUAUAUAUCAAUAAGUACAUUAAUUUUAUUAUAUGUAGAUGACCUAAAUAUUAGAAGAAAUAUUUGACAAGUUUGUAAAUAUUAAACUUUUAAAAAUUUAUAUCGGAAGGAAACUUGGGGUGUUAAUAAUUGUAUAUAUUUUCUUUUAUAGAUUUAUUAAUUGAAUAUCACAUCAGUUUCAUUUACAUAUUUUUGUAUCUUGCUUUAGUAACACGAAAUAAAAAGUGGACAUCAAUUAUUUGAAAUUAUUAA